Fibroporia radiculosa is the source of this 2892-nucleotide messenger RNA. RefSeq lists its product as uncharacterized. Gene Ontology annotation, biological process: retrograde transport, endosome to Golgi; intracellular protein transport. The coding region runs from base 1 to 2892 and encodes 963 amino acids. The record is from RefSeq and is a predicted model, not a curated record. Lineage: Eukaryota; Fungi; Basidiomycota; Agaricomycetes; Polyporales; Fibroporiaceae. Gene Ontology annotation, cellular component: retromer complex; retromer, cargo-selective complex; late endosome. The transcript has 11 exons.
AUGGCAUCUGUACCCACCGCGGUCGUCGAGGAGGGCAAGCUGCUCAGUGAGUCGCUGAGCACCGUCAAGAUUCAGGUCCAGCAGAUGAAGAGACACCUGGAAUUGGACCAACUCAUGGACGCGCUGAAGGCCGCAAGUCUUAUGUUGGCCGAGUUGCGAACAUCUUCUCUUUCUCCCAAACAGUAUUAUGAGCUGUAUAUGGCUGUCUUCGAUGCUCUCCGUCACUUAUCCAACUAUCUAUACGACGCCCACACUCAGGGACGACACCAUCUUGCCGAUCUGUAUGAACUUGUGCAAUACGCUGGCAACAUCGUACCCCGUUUGUACCUUAUGAUCACCGUUGGCUCCGUUUAUAUGUCCGUGCCAGAUGCGCCUGUGAAGGAAAUUAUGAAGGACAUGAUGGAGAUGUCGCGUGGAGUGUUACAUCCUAUCAGAGGACUGUUCCUUCGACAUUAUCUCAGUGGGCAGACUAGAGACCAUCUUCCUUUAGGGGAUGACCCAGGACCUUGCGGUAACCUGCAAGAUUCAAUUACAUUCGUCUUGACCAACUUCAUCGAGAUGAACAAACUCUGGGUUCGGCUACAACAUCAGGGCCAUUCUCGCGACCGCGAGAAACGCGAGAUGGAGCGGAAAGAGCUGCGUAUUCUCGUCGGCACAAAUCUCGUCCGAUUGAGUCAGCUUGACGGGGUGGAUCUCGAAAUGUAUCAAACAACUAUCCUGCCCAGCAUUCUUCAGCAAGUAGUCAGCUGCAAGGAUGUCAUAGCUCAAGAAUAUUUGAUGGAAGUGGUUAUACAGGUUUUCACCGAUGAGUUCCAUCUGCAUACUCUAGGGCCAUUCCUCUCUGCGACUGCACAGCUCCAUCCGAAAGUAAACAUCAAGCAAAUCGUUAUUGCUCUUAUUGACCGUUUGGCUGCAUAUGCUGCACGAGAAGCGGAGAGCGAAGACCCUGAAGAGACGAAGAAGCAAGAGGAGGCCGCCGCACGUCGACUUGCUGAAAAGGUUAGCGUUCAGAAGGCGAGAUUACGGCAGAACGGCCAUCAGAACGGCUCGACCACUCCCAUAACAGAAUCUGUUACACCCGGUAGUCUUGAAUGGGGAUCGGCGCCAGAGAGCCCUGUCGCGGACACUAUCCCGGAAAAGGACCUCGAGACCGCCUCAAGCACGGUUAACGAUGCGGAGGAGCCAGAGAGCGAGAAGAGCCUGAAGGGCAAGGAGAGGGCCGAUCAAGGGGUUCGUAAAUUCCGUGGAGUGCCCGAGGAUGUUAAGCUCUUCGAAGUGUUCUGGCAACAGGUCGUGGAGUUGAUUAAAGCACGACCAGAUUUGUCGAUUCAAGAUAUCACCGCACUUUUUGUAUCUUUGACUAACCUGUCUCUGAGUUGCUACCCAGACAGGCUCGAAUAUGUGGAUCAAAUCUUUGGAUUUGCACACGAUAAACUCAAAGAGUUCACAGACAACCCGGACCUUCACUCGCCUCAGACUACGGCAAAUCUCGCAUCCCUUCUAGUUGCCCCAAUCAAUUCCUACCAGUCUGUUCUGACCCUACUCGCGCUUCAGCGCUAUUCCCCACUACUCACACUCCAGCCCUUCUCUACCCGACGUUCGCUCUCGCAUGCUCUUAUUUCAUCGGUGCUCAAGAACGAGACCGUCAUUGAAACCCCCGAGGAUGUAAACGGAAUCCUCGAGCUAUGUCACGUUCUCAUUCGAGACCAGACAGAUGCGGCUGGAGGUGGUCAGCCGGGAGCAAAAAGAGCUCAAUAUUAUCAUGAUCGCGAGGAGAUGGGGGAAGAGCAGGGUUGGGUUGCGCGCAUGGUGCAUUUAUUCCGUGCAGAGUCGCUUGACGUGCAAUUUGAGAUUCUACAGCUGUUGCAAACGGCACGCAGACACUUCGAGAGUGGUGGCGAGCGGAUGCGUUACACAUAUCCCGCGCUUAUCACUGCCACUAUCAAGCUUUGCCGAAGAUAUAAAAAUCGGGAACAUCUCGAGGAUGAGUGGCAGACCAAAGUAUCGACCAUCCUCAAGUUCAUUAGGCAGCUCAUCUCUAUUCUGGGUUCCACAGUUGAGGCGCCCACGAUUGCCCUCCGUCUGUUCCUUCUCGCUGCACAAGUCGCCGAUGAGUGUGGCUUCGAGGACCUCACAUAUGACCUAUAUGUACAAGCAUUCACCAUCUAUGAGGACAGUAUAUCAGAAAGCCGGGCGCAGUUGCAGGCCAUCACCUUGAUUAUCGGCACUCUGCAAGGCGCGCGCGUGUUCGGUGUCGACAAUUACGACACAUUGAUCACGAAGGCUGCAUUACACAGUGCAAGACUUCUCAAGAAGCCACAUCAGGCGACUGCUGUGAAUCUAGCCAGCCAUCUCUGGUGGCAGGAAGUUCCUUCAGACGAGGAAAUUCCUGCAGCUUCGGACGCGGAUAAGGCAUCUGCCUUAAAGGACAAGGAGGUUGGCGAUGAGAACACUACCAAAGCGUAUCCUCACCAAGAUAGCAAGCGCGUACUGGAAUGUCUACAGAAAGCACUGCGCAUCGCUAACUCUGCGAUCGAAGAGAUUGUGACAGUUCAGCUAUACUGCGACGCACUCGAUCGGUAUCUAUACUACCUCGAUCGUGGUGCCCCGGCGGUGACACCCAAAUUCGUCGACAGUCUCGUGGAUCUCAUCACAUCUGCCAUCGACAACAUCGCGUCGCCAGACGUCCAUCCUUCGCAGCGCGCACCUCCUGGCCUUCUCGAAGGCGUACAGACGCCAGACAUGAUCGCCCGCCACUUCCGCAAUACUCUCAUCUAUAUUCAAGCUAAGAAGAACGCCGCGAGCAACGCAGAGGGUAGCGCCGUGGCUUCAAGGUGGGACGAUGUCGACGUGGUAGGUGCGAUGCUGAAGAUGGGGAUCGGUGCCCGAUAG